Molecule: messenger RNA, 4974 nt
Organism: Spea bombifrons (plains spadefoot toad)
Lineage: Eukaryota; Metazoa; Chordata; Amphibia; Anura; Pelobatidae
Gene: ACTN3
Product: actinin alpha 3
Exons: 21
Coding region: 240-2930 (896 amino acids)
Biological process (GO): actin cytoskeleton organization; muscle cell development
Cellular component (GO): cortical actin cytoskeleton; cell junction; cell projection
Molecular function (GO): calcium ion binding; actin filament binding
Source: RefSeq, a predicted model, not a curated record
UCACGUGUAUCAUUUUUGACCAGGGACAGCAGGCUGGAAGGAGGAAGCAAGAAGCUCCAAGAGGGGAUUCCUGGUUAGAUCUCCCUUCUACACAACAGCACAAAAGCUGCAUUCAAAAAGUUAUUACCUGCUGGCAGGGUGCUGCAGGAGCUUUAGAAGGUUUUACGUCCAGAUCCCAAAGUUAAUAGCAUUGAAGAUUGUAAAAGAGAAGUGAUCGGUGUGAAGGGGACAGAGAGAAGAUGACUACCAUAGAUCAACAUAUGCAGUAUUCCAACUCGUACACUAUGUCAGAAGAAGUGUACAUGGCACAGGAAGAAGACUGGGAUAGAGACCUUCUCCUAGACCCUGCAUGGGAGAAGCAGCAGAGGAAGACCUUCACAGCCUGGUGUAAUUCGCACCUGAGAAAAGCUGGUACGCAGAUUGAAAACAUAGAGGAAGACUUCCGAAAUGGACUUAAAUUGAUGCUUCUGCUUGAGGUGAUUUCUGGGGAGAGACUACCUAAACCUGACAAGGGAAAGAUGCGUUUUCAUAAGAUUGCAAAUGUGAACAAGGCUUUGGAUUUUAUUGCCAGCAAAGGAGUGAAACUUGUAUCUAUCGGUGCAGAAGAAAUUGUUGAUGGCAACUUGAAGAUGACUCUGGGUAUGAUCUGGACUAUCAUUCUGCGUUUUGCUAUCCAGGACAUUUCUGUUGAAGAAACAUCUGCAAAGGAAGGUUUGCUGCUUUGGUGUCAAAGGAAAACAGCACCCUACAGAAAUGUCAAUGUGCAGAAUUUCCACAUCAGCUGGAAGGAUGGGCUUGCUCUGUGUGCUCUCAUUCACAGACAUAGACCUGACCUUAUUGAUUAUUCCAAGCUCAGAAAGGAUGACCCCAUUGGAAACCUCAACACUGCCUUUGAUGUUGCAGAGAAAUACUUGGAUAUCCCCAAAAUGUUGGAUGCAGAAGACAUUGUGAAUACCCCCAAACCAGAUGAGAAGGCAAUUAUGACCUAUGUGUCCUGCUUUUACCAUGCAUUUGCUGGAGCCGAGCAGGCUGAGACUGCAGCAAACAGGAUCUGUAAGGUUCUUGCUGUUAACCAGGAAAACGAGAAGCUGAUGGAAGAAUAUGAGAAGCUAGCAAGCGAGCUGCUGGAAUGGAUCCGACGCACCAUACCCUGGCUGGAGAACAGAACUGCAGAGAGAUCCAUGAGUGCAAUGCAAAAGAAACUAGAAGACUUUAGGGACUAUAGAAGAGUUCACAAACCACCACGUGUGCAAGAAAAAUGUCAACUGGAAAUCAAUUUUAACACUCUGCAGACCAAGCUCAGACUCAGCAACCGCCCUGCUUUCAUGCCCUCUGAGGGCAAGAUGGUGUCUGACAUUGCUAAUGCUUGGAAAGGCUUGGAGCAAGUAGAAAAGGGUUACGAGGAGUGGCUACUGUUGGAAAUCAGGAGACUAGAAAGAUUGGAGCAUCUGGCAGAGAAGUUUAAGCAGAAGGCAUCUCUGCAUGAGUCUUGGACCAGAGGAAAGGAAGAACUGCUGUCCCAGAGAGACUAUGAAUCAGCCUCUCUUAUGGAGAUCCGUGCCUUGGUGCGUAAGCAUGAGGCCUUUGAGAGUGAUCUGGCUGCUCAUCAGGAUCGUGUGGAGCAAAUUGCUGCUAUUGCUCAGGAGCUAAAUGAGCUAGACUACCACGAUGCUGCUUCUGUGAACAGCCGGUGCCAGGCAAUCUGUGACCAGUGGGACACUCUGGGCACCCUCACACAGAAGAGGAGAGAUGCUCUGGAGCGUGUAGAGAAGCUCCUGGAGACCAUUGAUCAGCUCUACCUUGAGUUUGCAAAGAGAGCAGCCCCCUUCAACAACUGGAUGGAUGGAGCUACAGAGGAUCUGCAGGACAUGUUCAUUGUACAUAGCAUUGAGGAGAUCCAGAGUCUUAUUACAGCCCAUGAGCAGUUUAAAGCCACUCUUCCAGAGGCUGACAAGGAGAAAAUGUCAAUUUUGGGAAUUCAGGCUGAGAUCCAGAAAAUUGCCCAGACGUAUGGUAUUAAGUUGUCUGGCAUCAACCCAUACACCAAUCUCACCCACCUCGAUAUUGCCAAUAAGUGGGAGACGGUCAAACAACUGGUUCCCCACAGAGACCAAACUUUGCAAGAGGAGCUUGCUCGUCAGCAGGCUAACGAGCGCCUGCGUCGCCAGUUUGCAGCACAAGCCAAUGUCAUUGGACCCUGGGUCCAGACCAAGAUGGAGGAAAUUGGGCGUAUAUCUGUAGACAUUAGCAGUUCUCUGGAAGAUCAGAUGAACCACCUCAAGCAGUAUGAGCAGAACAUUAUCUCCUACAAGUCAAACAUUGACAAACUUGAAGGAGACCACCAACUCAUUCAGGAAUCUUUAGUAUUUGACAACAAGCACACCAGCUAUAGCAUGGAGCACAUUCGUGUAGGAUGGGAACAGCUUCUCACCACUAUUGCUAGGACCAUCAAUGAAGUUGAGAACCAGAUAUUGACCCGUGACGCCAAGGGUAUCAGCCAAGAGCAGAUGAAUGAAUUCCGGGCAUCAUUCAACCACUUUGAUCGGAAGAGGAAUGGCAAGAUGGAUCCUGAUGACUUCAGAGCUUGCCUUAUCUCCAUGGGAUACGAUCUGGGUGAAGUAGAGUUUGCCAGAAUUAUGACUUUGGUUGAUGCAAACAACACAGGAGUUGUCACUUUCCAGGCUUUCAUUGACUUUAUGACCCGGGAGACAGCAGAAACUGACACUGCUGAACAGGUCAUGGCCUCAUUCAAGAUCCUGGCCUCAGACAAGAGCUACAUCACAGUCGAUGAACUCCGUAGAGAACUGCCUCCAGAACAGGCCGAAUAUUGCAUCAGUCGCAUGACAAAAUAUAUGGGUGGAGAUACUGUGUCUGGAGCCCUGGAUUAUAUAUCAUUCUCCAGCGCACUCUAUGGAGAGAGUGACCUGUAGAAUGAUCUUUAAGAUAAUUUAAACAAAAAAAAACAAAAAACAAUCAUCCCUGCAGCUCAUUAAUAUCCCCAAGCUCAGCUUCCUGUUUUCCUGUAACUAAAUUAACGAAUUAAAAUAAAAACAAUGCUAUUUUAAAACUGUAACCUUGAAUGCCAAAUAAAAUGUAUAUAUACACUUUAUUGUUUGAACUGUGAGAGCUGUAAAUACCACAGCAGUCAUGAAAUAGUGAUAUGGCAGAUAAUUAUGGGGGAGACAUCUUGUACAGCUGAUUAGGUAGUGAUGAUGACAUGCUAUAAAUGGUAUAAAACGAUGAUGCAAAGGGUUGCUAUUGGUAUUCUAAUCUACCUGGAGGAAAUUUAAAGGCAUGAUCAAAGUCUUACCACUAGGAAUGCAUUUUGAAGUACUGGAAGUAGUUACAAAAUAGUAGUUUUUUCCAAUAUACUUAAAAGUUAAAUAUUUAAGUAUUCACAUUAGAUUUGCAGCCUCCAUAACAUCCUGUAAAAUCUGUGCCCUCUUGUAGUUUCAUUUUUUGACAUUAUUGUCUUAAUUUGGCAACAAUUCACCUUGAAUACGACACGUUAAUGUGCCCAAGGGAGAGUACGAGAGGUUUUGAGGAGAUGAUUUUAGAUUGGAGAGUCUUCUUGAGUCUACAUAAAUGUACAUCCUUGCUGUACUACGAAGGCCCCAGGUCUGUUGUGUACUUUUAUACAAGAUCUUAAGUGUAUAUAUACAUUUUUGUGAUUACUGCAAAGUUUUAAUAAAUAUAUUCUACUCCUUUUCUCUUUGAGCAGACUAAAAAAUUAUUUUUAACAUCCACGCACCUAAAUGAACAGAAGUAAUAGGUGACAUGCUAAUGAGCUACAACAAAAUACAUUACAUACCCACAUUGUAUAUGCAUGCUUAUACUAUUACUAAGUUUAAAGGAAAUGGAUAUAACCUUAUUAACUCAAGAGAAGACAUUAAAGUCUUUAGUCAAAGUUGAUAUGCACCUUAUACUGUGAGUAUACCUCUUUUCUGUAUCAACUUCAACUAAAGACAACAUUUAAUCGAAAAUGGUCUCGAGGCCAUGUCAUUUUUUACAUGUGUAACGUACGCACCCUCUCUGUAAGUGUCUUAAAAUGAGAAAGUGUUAAAAUGUAUGUGAGUUUUUGACAGUAUCUGCCUUGCUAAUGUGAAACCUGGUAUAUGUUUCCUACCAGAAAGCUUAGUACCGUCGUUCAAGGGCUGCUUUUAUUGUGAGUUCAGCUCUCAUCUCUGAUCUAUGCAUUCAAAGUAAGGGAAAAAUGUGAAUACAUUGAAACGUCAUAGCUUAAUAAAAUGUUUGUUUUCUGUUUAAAAAAUGUGCACCCAAAUACCCUGCAAGGAUUUCAUCUCACACAUAUAGCUGCAUGUUGUAUCUCUAUAUAAAGACACCUGGGGAUAGAAAAAGAAAAAUGUGUUUUAAAUAUACAUAAUGUUAUAGGUUUUACUGUAUUCCCUGUAGGUGUAGGCUACAGCUUCAGAGGGAUUUACCCUAUCCAAAGAAAGUGUGGUAAUAAUUAUGAUUAAGAGGUAACGAGUCGUCGCCCCUUACAAAUCACAUUGCACCAGGUGAGCUUCUACAAAGCACUGUCUCUAGUAUAAGCCUUUAUUCUGAGCCCUUGCCUCUCCAUGCAUAGUGGCUUACUCUUUGCUUCAAGAGGAUACAAAAUAUUACUAAAAGGCCACCUGAUAUUUUUAUCUUAUAUCAUUUUAAGGGAAUCCAAGUAUAUUUAAGCAAAUGGAAAAUCAAUUAGAAUAACCAAAGGGGUUUUAAAAGAAAAUGAUGCGAUUAAAGUGUUUCUUCAAAAAAGAUUAUUGCUCAAAUUGAAAGCAAUAGAAUGAAUAGAGACAACUGGAUAAUUUACGUUAUCGGGAACCUAUAAUCACAUGCCAUUACUCAUUUAGUAAAUGCUUUGGAAUUACUUGCUAGGACUUCCAAAUCGUUGACUGGUUCCAUUAAAUGAUAAUUGGUGAAUUUCCUUUGAUACGCAGAAAAGGAUCAAUAAAACCAAUCCGAUAUUAA